AUAAUCAUGAGCAUUAUAUUCAUGGCUAACAGCUAUUAAUACGUGUAUAAUUAUGAUGCAUGUUAUUGCUGCACUUGGUCGAAUUUCAAUAGAAAUGUACAACAAAAAAUUACAUGCUGUCAACAACAUUCAGGAACUGAGUUUCAAUGUUGUCCAUUGUGUCAUGCAACACCUGAUAUUUUUGUCAACUUGAAAAGCGAACGACGCAACUUACCUUAAAAGGAAGCUACAGAAAUGACAGGCAGUUAGAAAGCGCCUCAAAUAAGACUAACUAGUGAGAUAUGAACACUCUGCUAUUGAUUGCAAUCCUCUUUGUUGCUUUUAAAGCUGUUCAAGGCUGCAUUGAUGGAAAGGUACAGAGACUAGAUGAUGGUAGAGUCAAUGUUUGCUCUGAUCAAAAAUGGAAAACUGUAUGUGAGAAAAACUACCAAUGGAGUGUUUAUCAAGCUAAUAUUGCUUGCAGACUGCUGGGCUACAAUAAUAAUGGUACAUUCUUCAGUAUAAUGACUGUAUGCUUUGCUAGUCUUUGGGUCCCACAGGGGGAAGUGUGAGACAAUCAUGCUUUCCCUCAACUCGUCUGAAUUACAUUGAUGUUAGUGAGUGUAGUGGAACAGAGAAUACUUUUGAAGAAUGUGGAAUCAACCAAAGAGAUUUGGUGAUUGUUUAGAUUGCAGUGGUGGCAAAAGACAUCCUGGAGUAGUGUGUCUACGAGCCGACUGUGCUAAUGGAGAGAUAAGACUGGUGGGUGGGUCCAGCGUGAGAGAGGGACGAGUGGAGGUGUGUGUGGGCGGUCGCUGGGGAACUGUUCAAAACAAUAAUUCCCAACUGGUUGAAUUUGUUUGCUCUACACUGGGUUUCCCAACUGAAGGUUCAAAAUCAGUCACUACUUUUGGCAAUGGAACAGCUCCAAUAAGAAGCUGUGUAAUAAUAAACAGCAUCAUUCACUGUGUGGACAUUGCAGACCAGUCUGUUGAUAAUUCCAUGGAUCUUGGUGUUGUGUGCAAGACACACCAAGAUGUUAUCAGUUCAGUUAUUAAUAGGACAAUCAAUCAAACCCUUCAGACGUGUCUUGAACAAACCAUGACCAGCGGAACAAAUCAGCCAGCCACCACCAGCAGUGAAGUAGACCAAUUCAUUACAUUAGCUAAUAAUGAAAUGGUCGGAAGCUGUCCUACUGUCGUCUUGGGAGGAGUGAUUGGACUUCUGGUGGUUGCACUCCUAGGACUUGCUAUUGGAUUGACUGUAACUUGUUGUGUGUUGUGGAAACGCAGGUCACAGAAACAGCAAGCUGAGUACAAUACUUCUCAAGUGCAAGAGCUCUCAACAAUUCAACAACAACUGAACAACCCAGUGGACAAUGUAAGCAUGGAACCAAAUAAUGCCUACAGCUCCAGUGGACCCUUAUACGAACAAAUUGUCAAUGGCAAUGAGCAAGACCACACUGCGGUAUCCUGACUUCUUCACAUGUAUUUAUGUAUUCCUCUAUUCAUUGGUAUCCUUAUAAUAAUUAUGUAGAAUUUUCUUCAUAGAUUGUGUGUUUGGUCUCAUGCUUACUUAUCUAGCUGCAGUUAACUCCUGUUCAACUUGUUUUUUCUGUUCAUGUGUCUGUGUUUCUUAUUCAGUCAGUCAUUUCGCCAGG
This is a messenger RNA of Halichondria panicea, 1639 nucleotides long. Its product is annotated as egg peptide speract receptor-like. Bases 631 to 1455 code for a protein of 274 amino acids. The transcript is spliced from 5 exons. Lineage: Eukaryota; Metazoa; Porifera; Demospongiae; Suberitida; Halichondriidae. Gene Ontology annotation, cellular component: membrane. The record is from RefSeq and is a predicted model, not a curated record.